AUGUGGUCUAUGGGUAUUUCUGUUAUGGCCUUUGUUAUAAUAUAUAUUGCUCGCUGGAUUUAUAAAUGGAGGAAUCCUCCAUCUAAUGGAAGCAAGCUCCCUCCUGGUUCCAUGGGGUUGCCUCUCAUUGGAGAGACUCUUCAGUUCUUCAUUCCCAGCAAAUCUCUAGACAUGCCUCCUUUUGUGAAGAACAGGAUACAAAAAUAUGGGACAAUGUUCAAAACGAGCUUAGCUGGUCGACCAGUUGUGGUAUCAUCAGAUGCUGAUUUCAAUUAUUUCAUUCUUCAACAAGAAGGGAAGUUGGUAGAGUUAUGGUAUUUAGAUUCCUUUGCUGAGCUUCUUGGCCAAAAUGGAUCCCUUAAAGAAGGUUUUCUUGGAUUUAUUCAUAAGCACCUCAAGAAGUUGAUUUCUGAGCACUUUGGUCCUGAAAGACUUAAAGGAAAGCUCCUUCCUCAGUUAGAAGAAAUGGUCAAUCGUGCUUUGCAUGCUUGGACCGUGCACGACUCUGUGGAAGUCAAACAUGAAUCUUCUACGAUGAUAUUGGACUUCACUUCAAAGCUACUAUUUGGUUAUGAUGCUGAGAAACAAGGGCAAAGUCUAAGCGAAACAUUUGCAAGCUUCAUACAAGGGCUGUUUUCUUUUCCUUUGAAUAUACCUGGAACUGCCUUCCACAGGUGCCUGCAGAAUCAGAAGAAAAUCUUCAACAUCAUAAGGGAAACGAUGGAAGAGAGAAGAACAUCUCCUGCUAAAAGCAGAGAGGAUUUUCUCGAUCACCUCAUGGAAGAUAUGAAAGCACAAAAUGCUUUAACAGAUGAUCUUGUUACUUUUGUUAUUUUUGCACUUCUACUUGCCACUUCUGAGACUGUGCCUUCAACUCUCACUUUGGCCAUUAAGCUAUUGACUGAGCAUCCUCUUGUCAUGCAAGAACUAGUGAAGGAAAAUGAGGAGAUCAUUCGUAGCAGGGAAAAUAAGGAAAGUGGGAUAACAUGGAAGGAAUACAAGUCGAUGACUUUUACAAUGCAUGUUAUCAAUGAAGCACUGCGAAUGAGUGGUUCAGUAGGGAUUCUAAGAAGAACAAUUGAAGAUAUUUACGUAAAUGGAUAUACCAUUCCAAAAGGCUGGACAAUCAUGAUAGUUCCAUCUUCUCUCCACUUGAACUCAGAAAUUUAUAAAGAUCCUCUUACCUUCAAUCCAUGGCGAUGGAAGGAUUUAGGACCAAAUGUUCGUGCGAAGAACUUCAUCCCAUUUGGUGGAGGAAUGAGGUCAUGCGGCGGAGCUGAGUUCAGUAAAGUGUUGAUCGCAGUAUUUCUGCAUGUUUUGGUAACCAAGUACAGGUGGGCUAAUGUCAAAGAAGGAGAAAUUGUUAGAACUCCAAUGUUAGGAUUUGGAGAUGGACAUUACAUCAAGGUCUCAAAAAAGCCAGAAGAUGGAGAGUGUCAUGUGUAGAUGAGCAACAACAAAUACAAGAAAUGUGUUAUUCUAUUAUUUCCUUGCAUGAGAUCGUUAGCAAGAAGUAAGAUACAAGAAAUUCUUGUACAAAUGCAAGAGAAGGAUUUUAUGCUAAGGUGGCUGAGUCCUUCUUCUUUGUAUUAUUAUUAAACUGG
Molecule: messenger RNA, 1604 nt
Organism: Manihot esculenta (cassava)
Lineage: Eukaryota; Viridiplantae; Streptophyta; Magnoliopsida; Malpighiales; Euphorbiaceae
Product: cytochrome P450 87A3
Exons: 9
Coding region: 1-1446 (481 amino acids)
Biological process (GO): sterol metabolic process
Molecular function (GO): oxidoreductase activity, acting on paired donors, with incorporation or reduction of molecular oxygen; monooxygenase activity; heme binding
Source: RefSeq, a predicted model, not a curated record